This is a messenger RNA of Dovyalis caffra, 810 nucleotides long. NCBI's taxonomy places the organism in Eukaryota, Viridiplantae, Streptophyta, Magnoliopsida, Malpighiales, Salicaceae. The record is from the annotation of a GenBank genome assembly.
AUGUUACGGGGAGAAGUCCAAAUAAGAUUGAGUCUGGAAGUCUUGAAAAUUAAGAUUAGUAACCUUACUGUGGGAGCAAUUCAAGACCUUAUUUCAAAUUUUUCUGCAUUUAAGGUUUUGAUUUUGGACUUGGAUAAGGUUUGGGACUUGGAUGGUAAUGAAUUAGAGAGUAUCAAAAUUUCAAACCAACGGCUUGAGAAGUUAAAGCUCUUUUCAUAUACGAUGGAAACUAUUAUUGAUGCUCCAAGGUUGAAGUCAUUGAAAUAUUUGCUUAGAAAAUUUCCGUCAGUGUUUUCUGUGAACACAACAAGUUUACAUGAAGUUGACCUUCCAAAUCCUCCAUCAAUUUUAGUUUCUCAACAUGAUGUAAAUGGUGAUGUUGUUCAAUGUUUUGUAGGGCGGAAGAUGGAAAAUGUUUUGGAUCAAGAAAUCAAUGUGAUCAAUGACAUAGUGGGACCUGAAGAGCACGUCAUAUGUGCAUUGUCAGGGGCCCGGAUUCCACAAUUGCUGUAUAAGGAAAGAGAACGUGUGAUGGAAACUUUUGAAAGUGAUCUGCAUCUACCCGUUACUUGUGUUGAUGCAUCAAAUGAAUUUCUUAUUAAGCUGAAAGGUAGAUCGGGUAUUCUGAAUAUUUACAAAUUUCAAGUUCAUACGUGUUCAUUGCCCUCCUCUGGCUUGGCUGUAAGUGAAUCUCACCGACCCAAAAUUGCAUUAAUUGUUAAUAGGAAUAUGUCCAAAGCUUCUGCUGAUCUGCUAUUCUUUAGAACACCAUCAUGGCUAGCGACACGUUCAGGAAGAUGUCUCCACUGA